AUGACUGCAACCGCAGAGCGAAGGUUCAUUAAUCUCAGGAAACGUCUGGAUCAAUUGGGCUACCGGCAACCGUUGGGAGUGGAGAGUUUACCUUUGGUGGAGAAGCUUUUUAGUGACCUAGUUCGUACAACCGAGAGCUUGCGCAGUGCAAAGUUAUCUGCUGGAAAAACUGAAAAAGAAUUCAGCAAUUAUGAUGCUAUUUUGGAACCUUAUAAAACAGAGAAUGCUCAACUUACCAAGGAAAAUAAUGAACUACAUUUAGAAAUAUUAAAACUGAAAGAGCAAUCUGAUCAUCAUGUUAAAGAUCUGAAAGCCUCCUUAAGGAGGGUUGAACAUGAAACAACUGACUUGAAAUUUCUGAAUAACCAAUACAUACAUAAAAUUAAAAUGCUGGAAAAAGAGAACAAAGCCAAGACUGAAAAAAUUCAGCAGCUUCAGGAGAAGAAUCUGCAAGCAGUGGUGCAAACACCUGGUGGCAGAAAAAGAAGCAUUCCCUUCAGGCGUCAGCGCAUGCAGAUAGACCAGCCUGUCCCUCCAUCAGGUGUUAGUGCCUAUCCAGUUCCUCAGCCAGAGGACCCUUAUAUCGCAGACCUUCUUCAGGUGGCUGACAAUCGAAUUCAUGAGCUUCAGUCAGAAGUAACAGAGCUACAAGAAAAACUGGAGAUAUCUGAACAUGAAAUGAAAAAUUAUAGCAAACAGGUUGAGCUAAGAGACAAAGAAAUAGAGCGCCUAGUGCUAGCAUUGGAUGGUGGGCGUUCUCAUGAGGUUAUCUCUCUGGAAUCGAGGAGUAAAAGUAACGAGAAGCUUAUCACCCAUUUGAAUUUGCAGGUUGAGUAUCUUCAGCAAACAAAGAAAGAACUUGAAAAUCGUAUUCAAGACCUCUUGGACACUAAACAGAAUGUGACUAGUGAAGUAGUGCAUUUAAGCAAUAAAAAUGAAGAACUGUGUCAAGAACUGAAUGAAAUAGACCACUUGGCACAGCAGUUGGAAAGACACAAGGAAAUUGUACUUGAGACUGCUGAUAAGGAAAUAGGAGAAGCAAAGAAAGAAAUUGAAAGAAAACACAGUGAAAUACAGGAUCUUGAAGAAACAAUAACAAAACUUAAAUCAGAGUUGUGCUCGUGUCGUAGAGAGAAUGAGAGAUUGAGUGAAGAACUCUUUGGAAAAGCAGAUGAUAAAGAGAAUCUUGAACUGUUGUUGAACCAGCUUGAACAAGAGAAACAGAGGCUGACAGAAAAAACAGAGAACUUAGAAAUAAAAGAACGAGAACUUGUCCUCGAAAUAGAAAGAAUGAGAUUAGAAUAUGGUAUAGCCCUGGGAGACAAAUCUCCAUCUCGUCUAGAUGCAUUUGUCAAGACUUUAGAAGACGACAGGGAUUAUUAUAGGCGAGAAUUAGAAUAUCUUCAGAAAAUGAUAAAACGAAGGCCUAGCCCAAGCCGUAGGACUCCAGAGAAGGUAAAUGAAGAUCUCAGAUUGAUCACCAGAGAAAGAGAUGAGCUACGGUCCAUGUUAGACAGAUUUGAAAAACACAUGAUAGAAAUUCAAUCCAACGUCAAAUUAUUGACUGCAGAAAGAGAUAGAUUAAAUGUUCUUUAUGAGCAGUCUCAGAGUGAAUUGAACAGAAUGAGAAGAGAAGCAAAACAUAAUUUAGUUUCUCAAAGUCAUGUGGAAGAAGAAAGAGACAUUGCACUGAUUGACUUUAGAAAACUACUGGCAGAAAAAGAAAGCCUCAGAGAAAAAUUAAAGAUUCAACAAGAAGCAGCUAACCUUGAAAAGUCAAAGAUGCAGCAUGAUAUUUCAGAACUGGAGAAUAAUAUUCAAGGAUUUGAGAUGGAAAGGUGUGAACUGAAGACUACAGUCUCUAUCCUGAAAGAAAGAAUAAACUCUUUGGAAAAUGAAUUAAAAUUGAAGUCCAGUAAACUUGCCCAGACAUCUGAUGAUUCUUCUCAAUUUAAAGCUGAGAUUUGCUCACUUCAGCUCUUAAACGACCAACUUCAGAGGUCUGUUGAAGAUUUGCAGCACCGAUUGUCCCUCAAAAAGGACGAACUGCAGUCAGCUCAAGAAGAAAUUGUAAAGCUAGAGGAGAAAAUAGACAGGUUAAACCAGAGGAGCACUUCACAGGAUGAAACAGUCAAUAUGCUUAGAAGUACUAUUACUGUUUUGGACAAAGAAAAGGACAGUCUUCAAGAAACCGUGGAUGAAAAAACAGAAAGAAUUGCAUGCUUAGAUGACAACUUAGCUAACAAGGAAAAAACAAUUACUCAUUUACGUCUAACUCUCUCUGAGCUGGAGUCCUCAAAAGACCAGAUGAAGGACAUGCUGAGCACCAGAGACCGUGAGAUAUCUAGCUUACAUCGCCAGCUUGAUACGUCCCACACAGAGCUUGCAGAAACAGGAAGAGUAAAGGAAAUGGCUCUGAAAGAAAACAGACGACUGCAAGAUGACCUAGCUACAAUGGCCAGAGAAAACCAGGCUAUCAGUACUGAGCUUGAAGAUGCAAUACGUGAAAAAGAAGAAAUGAAAAACAGGGUUCAUAAUUAUAUAACUGAAGUUUCCAGAUUUGAGACCCUGAUAGCUUCAAAGGAAAAAGAAAAUGAAGAAUUGUUAGAGAAGUUCCGAAUGCUCCAUACACAAGCUGAAGACUGGGAAAUGAAGGCUCAUCAAGCUGAAGGAGAAAGCAGCUCAAUACGACUUGAACUCCUUUCUGUAGAUACAGAUCGGAGACGUCUUCGGGAGAGAGCAGAACUUCUGGAAAAAGAAAUUCAAGGGCAUAUCGUUGCACAUCAAGCAUAUGAAUUUCAGAUCUCCUCCCUUACAAAAACUGUAUCCAAAUUGGAAGAGGAUAUUAAACGUGAAAAUCAGGAUAAGUCUUCUGCGUUGGCGGACCUGGCUUCUGUGAGGGAACUCUGUGUGAAACUUGAGUCUAACAAAGAACUUUUAUCUCGACAGCUGACAUCCAAAAGCAUGGAUUAUGAAAGGGUUCUAGGUGAAUUAGAAGAUAUGAAAUCAGAAGCAGAGUUGCUGAAAAAGCAGUUAUCCAGUGAGAGGCUUACAGUUCAGAAUCUUGAAACAUUGCUGGCUACUAGUAGAGACAAAGAAUUUCAGAACCAUUUAACAUCCCAUGAGAAAGAUUCCGAAAUUCAGUUAUUGAGAGAUAAGUUAACACUCGCUGAGAGCAAACUAAGCAGCUAUAAUAGAGAAAUUCCCAUACUUCGGAGUAAAGUUGCACAGCUGCAGACUGACUGUGAUGUUUUAAAAAGGCAACUGACAACUGAACGAUUUGAACGAGAACGUGCAAUUCAGGAAAUGCGUCGACAUGGUCUUUCUACAUCAUCAUUACGUGCUUCACCUCCUCUCAGUUCAACAUUAAGAUCUCCCUCACAUUCUCCAGAAUGUACCAUUGCAAGGACAACUGAUCAAGCAGCAGCUGAAAAAAAUGUGAGCUUCAAGGAAUAA
Messenger RNA from Antrostomus carolinensis (chuck-will's-widow), 3456 nucleotides. RefSeq names its product centrosomal protein 135 (gene CEP135). The record is from RefSeq and is a predicted model, not a curated record. The coding region runs from base 1 to 3456 and encodes 1151 amino acids. NCBI's taxonomy places the organism in Eukaryota, Metazoa, Chordata, Aves, Caprimulgiformes, Caprimulgidae. The transcript has 25 exons.